AUGAACCUUCUUCACUGUGUUCCGAAACUUGUUAUAAGACCUGUCCGUUGGGGUCCAGAAUAUAUCAACCGUAUCCACGUGCAGAAGGUUAACAUCCAGCCAAAAAUGGGAUAUUUAUUUACUAACGGUAAAACAUCUCUUUCCGCUCUUCUCUUUUUUCUAUUAUCCCCCUCUCUCUCUCAUACACACACUCUUUAUCUAUCUAUCUAUCUAUCUAUCUGUCUGUCUAUCUAUCUAUCUAUCUAUCUAUCUAUCUAUCUAUCUGUCUAUGUCUGUUCAUUAUCUAACUAUCUAUCUCAGACUAUUCAUUAUCUAUCUAUCUAUAUAAAUCUUUUUCUUUCUAUCUAUCUAUCUAUCUAUCUAUCUAUCUAUGUCUGUUCAUUAUCUAUCUAUCUCAGUCUAUUCAUUAUCUAUAUAAAUCUUUUUCUAUCUAUCUAUCUGUCUAUCUCAGUCUAUUCAUUAUCUAUCUAUCUAUAUAAAUCUUUUUCUUUUUAUUUAUCUAUCUAUCUAUCUAUCUAUCUAUCUAUGUCUGUUCAUUAUCUAACUAUCUAUCUCAGUCUAUUCAUUAUCUAUCUAUAUAAAUCUUUUUCUAUCUAUCUAUCUAUCUCAGUCUAUUCAUUAUCUAUCUAUAUAAAUCUUUUUCUUUUUAUUUAUCUAUCUAUCUAUCUAUCUAUCUAUCUAUCUAUCUAUCUAUCUAUCUAUCUAUCUAUCUAUCUAUCUAUGUCUGUUCAUUAUCUAUCUAUCUCAGUCUAUUCAUUAUCUAUCUAUCCAUAUAAAUCUUUUUCUUUCUAUCUAUCUAUCUAUCUAUGUCUGUUCAUUAUCUAUCUAUCUAUCUCAGUCUAUUCAUUAUCUAUCUAUAUAAAUCUUUUUCUAUCUAUCUAUCUAGUUCAGUCUGUUCAUUAUCUAUCUAUCUAUCUAUCUAUCUAUCUAUCUAUCUAUCUAUCUAUCUAUCUAUCUAUCUAUGAGUAUUUCUAUGGACAUACGUUUACAGUAGGGUGA
Molecule: messenger RNA, 999 nt
Organism: Acanthosepion pharaonis
Lineage: Eukaryota; Metazoa; Mollusca; Cephalopoda; Sepiida; Sepiidae
Source: the annotation of a GenBank genome assembly